AUAGCCAUGGACGUGUACCGCACCCCGGCCGCCGAGCUGGACCAGCUGGUGGUGCGCAGCCUGCAGCCGCAGAGCAACUUCACGGGCCUGGCACGGCGUGCCCUAGGCAACCUCGCAGCAACCCUGCGGGAGCGGGGGCCUCCAUCCCUGCGGGUACGGAAAACAGUUCAGGGAGGUUCCUACGGCCGGGGCACCGCUCUCAGGGGUGGCUGCGACUCUGAACUUGUCAUCUUCCUUGACUGCUUCAAGAGCUACCAAGACCAGAGGGCCCAUGGUGCCAAGGUGCUCGGGGAGCUGGAGGUGCUGCUGACUCAAUGGAGGCAGGACCCAGGCCAGGGCCUGAGGCUUGAGACCCCCACGCGAGAUGGGUCCGGAGUCCUGCGCUUCCGGCUAUCCUCUACCGACCUGGAAAACUGGAUGGAUGUCAGCCUGGUGCCUGCCUAUGACGCACUAGGGCAGCUCAGUGCUGGUUCCAAACCCGCACCCAAGGUCUACACCGACCUGCUCCACAGUGGCUGCCAGGGUGGCGAGCAUGCGGCCUGCUUCGCAGAGCUACGUCGGAGCUUCGUGAACACCCGGCCGGUCAAGCUCAAGAACCUCAUCCUGCUGGUCAAGCACUGGUACCACCAGGUGUUCCCCCAAAUGGCAGGGGGGGCUCCGCUGCCCCCGGCCUACGCCCUGGAGCUGCUGACCAUCUUCGCCUGGGAGCAGGGCUGCAGGCAGAACUCCUUCAGCCUGGCCCAGGGCCUGCGCACCGUGCUGGGCCUACUGCAGCACUACCGGCAGUUGUGUGUCUUCUGGACGGUCAGCUACGACUUGGAGGACCCUGCAGUGGCACAGUUCGUGCAGAGACAGCUGAAGAGGCCCAGGCCUGUCAUCCUAGACCCAGCCGACCCCACGUGGGAUUUGGGCAGUGGGACCACCUGGCGCUGGGACAUGUUGGCCCGGGAGGCGGAGUCCGGCUGUCACCACCCAUGCUUUUUGCAGAGGAAUGGAGACCCUGUGCAGCCCUGGGAGGUGCCGGGCCUUCUGCGUGCCAGGUGCUCAGCUUUGGGCCACCCCAUCCAACACAACCCUGAUCAAGGGACGCCUGAGGUCAGCAAGAGCGUCCGUGCUGUACAGCCAGUGCCAAGAAGCAAGCAGCCCUCCAGCCCAGCUCCAGGCCCCUCACAGGCAGUCGGUGCCACCCACUGCUCCACGGCGGGGCUGGCCUGGGAUCUGUCCCAGGUGCCCUCCAAGGAGCUGGACCGCUUCAUCCAGGAGCACCUGAAGCCAAGCCCGCAGUUCCAGGAGCAGGUGAAAAAGGCCAUUGAUUCUAUCCUGCGCUGCCUGCGAGAAAAGUGUGCUCACAAAGCCUCCAGGGUGAGCAAGGGCGGCUCAUUCGGCCGGGGAACCGACCUCAAGGGUGACAGUGAUGUGGAACUCGUCAUCUUUCUCAACUGCCUCUCGGGCUAUGAGGACCAGCGCACUGGCUGUGCUGGCAUCCUGGCAGACAUGCGGGCACAGCUGGAAUCCUGGCGUGGGGACCUGGGGCCCAGGCUGAGCCUGCGCUUCUCUCAGCAGAACAGCUCCAGGGCUCUGUGCUUGCAGCUGGUGUCCACUGCUCCAGAAAGCUGCGUGGAUGUUAGGCUGCUGCCCACCUUUGAUGCUGUGGGGCAGCUCAGUGCCAGUGCCAAACCCGCGCCCAAGGUCUACACCGACCUGCUGCGCAGCGGCUGCCAGGGUGGCGAGCACGCGGCCUGCUUCGCAGAGCUACGUCGGAGCUUCGUGAACACCCGGCCGGUCAAGCUCAAGAACCUCAUCCUGCUGGUCAAGCACUGGUACCGCCAGGUCGCCGCCAAGGACCACUCCGCUCUGCCCCCAGCCUAUGCCCUGGAGCUCCUGACCAUCUUUGCGUGGGAGCAGGGCUGCCGGAAGGACAGUUUCAACAUGGCUGAGGGCCUGUGCACUGUCCUGAAGCUCAUCCAGUGCCAUCAGCAGCUGUGUGUCUACUGGAUGGUCAACUAUAGCGUUGAGGACCCGGCUGUGCAAACCCACCUUCUUGGCCAGCUUCGGAAGGCCAGACCCUUGAUCCUGGACCCUGCUGACCCUACCUGGAAUGUGGCCCAGGGCAGCUGGGAGCUGCUGGCCCAGGAAGCAGCAGCCGUGAGGACGCACACCUGCAUCAAGAAUAGAGACGGGACGGCUGUGCAGCCCUGGGAUGUGAUGCCAGCUCAGCUUUACCAGACCCCAGCCAGGGACCUGGACAGGUUUAUCAGUGACUUCCUGCAGCCCGACCGCCAGUUCCUGGCGCAGGUGAACAAGGCCGUCGAUGUCAUCUGCUCCUUCUUGCGGGAAAAUUGCUUCCAGAAUUCGCCCACCAAAGUGCUCAAGGUGGUCAAGGGUGGUUCUUCAGCCAAAGGCACAGCCCUGCGGGGCCGCUCAGAUGCCGACCUGGUGGUGUUUCUCAGCUGCUUCAGCCAUUUCGCCGAGCAGGGGAUCAUGCGAGCCGAGAUCAUUUCGGAGAUUCGAGCUCAGCUGGAGGCCUGCCAGAAGGAGCAGCAGUUUGAGGUCAAGUUCGAGAUUUCCAAAUGGGAGAACCCCCGCGUGUUGAGCUUCACGCUGACGUCAAAGACCAUGCUGGACCACAGCGUGGACUUCGACGUUCUGCCAGCCUUUGAUGCCCUAGGCCAGAUGGUCACCGGUUCGAGGCCCAGCUCCAGGGUCUACACAGACCUCAUCCGCAGCUGCAGCCAACCGGGCGAGUACUCCACCUGCUUCACGGAGCUGCAGCGUGACUUCAUCACCUCCCGGCCCACCAAGCUCAAGAGCCUCCUCCGCUUGGUGAAGCACUGGUACCGGCAGUGCGACAAGAUGCUCAAGGGAAAGGGCGCCCUGCCCCCCCAGCACGCACUGGAGCUCCUGACAGUGUACGCCUGGGAGCAGGCUGGGCGGGAUGUGCAGUUCAGCAUGGCUGAGGGGUUCCGCACCGUGCUGGAGCUGGUCACCCGGUACCGCGAGCUGCGUAUCUACUGGACUGUGUACUACAGCACAGAGGACCAGACUGUGAGAGACUUCCUGAAACUGCAGCUGCAGAAGCCUAGGCCCCUCAUCCUGGAUCCAGCCGACCCGACAGGCAUCCUGGGCCAAAAUGCCCGUUGGGACCUGCUGGCCCAGGAGGCGGCCAACUGCAUGUCCUCCCUGUGCUGUACGGACAGGGAUGGCACCCCCAUCCAGCCGUGGCCAGUGAAGCCUGCGGUGUGAAGACUGUCAGCCAUUGCACUGGACGGACACCGGCCCUUGGGGUGGGGAAGGUGCAGUGUGCCCGUGGGUUGCCCCUCAGUGUGCAU
Ochotona princeps (American pika) is the source of this 3329-nucleotide messenger RNA. RefSeq names its product 2'-5'-oligoadenylate synthase 3. The coding region runs from base 7 to 3243 and encodes 1078 amino acids. Gene Ontology annotation, biological process: defense response to virus; negative regulation of viral genome replication; regulation of ribonuclease activity. Gene Ontology annotation, molecular function: double-stranded RNA binding; 2'-5'-oligoadenylate synthetase activity. The record is from RefSeq and is a predicted model, not a curated record. Lineage: Eukaryota; Metazoa; Chordata; Mammalia; Lagomorpha; Ochotonidae. Gene Ontology annotation, cellular component: membrane; nucleoplasm; cytosol. The transcript is spliced from 16 exons.